This is a messenger RNA of Fusarium venenatum, 645 nucleotides long. RefSeq names its product actin cortical patch SUR7/pH-response regulator pali. Gene Ontology annotation, cellular component: growing cell tip; plasma membrane; cell division site. Lineage: Eukaryota; Fungi; Ascomycota; Sordariomycetes; Hypocreales; Nectriaceae. The record is from RefSeq and is a predicted model, not a curated record.
AUGGGUUUCGGAAGAUUCAUCCACUAUAUUGGCGCCUUCUUUCUUUUGGCAGCAACAGUGAUGCUCGUCGUCGUGAGCAUCACAGCUCCUGUGGUUGACCACAUUGCUCUUCUCAAGGUCCGAUAUGGAGGAGAUGGCGUCAAUUAUGGUACAUUUGGUUAUUGUCAAAUGCGAAGCGCCGGCAGUAAUAGUUGCUCAAAGGCUCGCAUCGGCUAUGACCCUACCGACGCUUUCAACGGCCUCGAUCUGUCCGAGAUUGGCUCUGGCACUGCAAAGGCCUUGACUUAUGUCAUGGUUCUGCACCCCAUCGGUGCUGGACUUUGCUUCAUUUCUUUCCUUUUGGCUAUUGGCGCUGGCAUCUUUGGCUCGCUCAUGUCGACUCUUAUUUCCAUCGCUGCCUUCCUUGUCACCAUCAUCGCUUUGGCUUGUGACUUUGCUGGCCUCUCCAUCAUCCGACGACGAAUCAACCGCGACACCUCUGCCACUGCUAGCUGGUCUGUCGGUAUCUGGCUUGUCCUUGCCGCCGCUAUUCUCUGCCUCAUUGGCACAAUUGCCGUCUUCAUCACCUGCUGCUCUGGCCGUCGCCGCAAGAGCCGUGAGCAGAAGAAGAUGGCCGCUUACAGCACUUCUCCCACUCGUUACUAA